Molecule: messenger RNA, 2052 nt
Organism: Leopardus geoffroyi (Geoffroy's cat)
Lineage: Eukaryota; Metazoa; Chordata; Mammalia; Carnivora; Felidae
Gene: NDUFAF1
Product: NADH:ubiquinone oxidoreductase complex assembly factor 1
Exons: 7
Coding region: 665-1651 (328 amino acids)
Biological process (GO): mitochondrial electron transport, NADH to ubiquinone; mitochondrial respiratory chain complex I assembly
Cellular component (GO): mitochondrion
Source: RefSeq, a predicted model, not a curated record
GGUCCUCACCACACCCUGCAAUCCAAAGAAGUGCAUAGAGUUGCCAAACCUGCAUUCAGAGGCCAGUUCUACCACCUCUCUGCUUCUGUGGACUUAGUCGGGUCACCUAACUUCUCUGAGCUUCAUUCCCCUCAGAGGUAAAAAAGUAUCUGCCUUACGAUAUUGUGGGCAGAAAAGAUCAGGAGGGGGUAAACGGAGCCCUUUGGGAGGCUGUUCGACCAAAAGCCUGAAUUCGCCGGGCUCCGGAAAUCUUGUUUCUCUUCUCCGGACUGCGCCUCGGCCGGAACUCUAGUGCCCUAAGGUCUGGUUUGGCGCCGGACUGGAAAAGCAGACGGACGCACACGAAGAAAGUGGAGUACCCGGUCGGGAAAAGCGGAGAUCCGGGUGGAAGUCACUCGCGCGCUCCGGCGGGGAGGCCAGCAAGCACCGGCAGGCUGUUAGCGCGUCCGGGACGUGGGAGGGCCACACAGCCCCAGCAGGAGCCUUCUGUGCCUUAAAUGAGAUAAUAUAUGCCAGGUGGUUUGAAAACCUUACUGGAUCAGAGAACGCUCUUGUAGUCUUCAUUCCAUCUGAUCUUCAGAAGAAUACCUUAUGGUGGAACUGAGCUAUUUGCUGAAGCUUCUUUCCUUUGUAGCCCAGGGAGAAAUUUACAUUUUAUCUUACUAUGGCUUUGGUUCACAAGUUUCUGAGUAGCGCUUAUAUUUUCAGAAAAUGCCUGAAGCCAAGUGUUUCCUCAUGUCCAUUUUUGGGUAAUCGCUUUGCAGACUAUUGUUCUAGUAGUCUUCAGAAACCUGUGGCUGCUCCUGGCAAAACCUCCUCUCAAAGGAAUACUGAAGGGGAUUUGCAAGGACAUCACCAGAGAGAAGUUGCUUUGGAUAUAACCUCUCCAGAGGAAAAGCCGGAAGUUAGUUUUGAUAAGGCAAUUAAAGAUGAAAUAAAGAACCACUGUAGGCGUUUGAAGGAUGAUAUUGUGAAUUAUUGGAUCGGCCCUGAAGGCCGCCCCCUGCAUGAGGUCUUGCUGGAACAAGCCAAGGUUGUCUGGCAAUUCCGUGGAAAAGAGGACUUAGAUAAGUGGAUGGUGACUUCUGAUAAGACAAUUGGAGGCAGAAGUGAAGUGUUCCUGAAAAUGGGCAAGAAUAAUCAGAGUGCACUGCUGUAUGGAACUCUGAGCUCUGAGGCGCCUAAAGAUGGGGAAAGUGGCCGCAGUGGGUACUGCGCAAUGAUAUCCAGGAUUCCAAGGGGCCCUUUCGAGAGAAAGAAGUCUUAUGAUUGGUCCCACUUCAACACUCUGUAUCUCCGUGUACGUGGAGAUGGUCGGCCUUGGAUGGUGAAUAUUAGACAGGACACGGAUAUAAUCCAGAGGAAGAAUCAAAUGUACAGUUACUUCAUGUUCACCCGUGGGGGGCCCUACUGGCAGGAGGUCAAGAUUCCUUUCUCCAAAUUUUUCUUCUCUAAUCAAGGAAGAAUCCGGGAUGCCCAGUACCAGCUUCUGCUUGAUAAGAUCUCUUCUGUUGGAUUCACCCUGGCUGAUAAAGUGGAUGGUCCAUUCUUCCUGGAAAUAGAUUUUAUUGGAGUUUUUGCUGAUCCAGCCCACACAGAAGAAUUUGCUUAUGAAAAUUCUCCAGAGCUUAACCCAAGACUUUUUAAGUAGUAGAGAUGGUAUGGUAAUUUUGUACUACCAAACUGCAUAGUAUCAUUCAUGAUGACAGAGACAAAAUAUUUAACAGCUUCCCAUUAACGGCUGGUAUGUAUUCCCUGAGACAAAGCUAAAUGCUGUUGCCAAGAAAGGCCCCAUAGUGGGAGACACAGCCUGAAACCAGGUUCUAAGCAGUACUUCAGCUUAAAGAAUGCAAGUCCCGAUGUGGAGAUAAUAGGUAAAGAACUUAACUGUUUUGGGUUAGAAUGAUUCCUGUUAGGAAUUAUUCCUGCCCAAGUUGGUAUUGUCAAAGCAGGGUGUCUCUAAGAUGAUUGUUGAUGUCUUUGUCUCUCUCUGUUCCUCAUUGGUUUCUUAUGUUUUCUAAUCCAUCAUUUGAGGAAAGGAGACUGUUAAAG